GCCUUAUGAUGGAAUUAGGAAGAGAACAUGAGCCAUGUGAAUGGCGUUUAUUCAUAGACGCAUCCAAAGACAGUUUAAAGGCAGUUCUUCUGUUUAAUGGAAAUUUAUAUCCAUCUGUCCCUGUUGCUCACGCUGCUAAAAUGAAAGAGACAUAUGAAAAUAUGAAAGUGCUUCUAGAUUGUAUUAACUAUUCAAACUACAAAUGGCAAAUUUGUGCAGACUUAAAAGUUGUAGCAAUUGUACUUGGCUUGCAAACUGGAUAUACGAAGUUCUGCUGUUUUCUUUGCGAAUGGGACAGUAGAGCAAGAGAUAAGCAUUACAAAGUUAAAGCGUGGCCUAAGAGAAAGGAAUUUAUUCCAGGAGCCAAAAAUGUCUCAAGUAAACCUCUUGUUGAUUCAAAUGACAUCAUUUUACCACCACUUCAUAUCAAACUUGGCCUGAUGAAAAAUUUUGUAAAAGCCAUGGAUAAAACUGGUAAAGGAUUUCUACAUUUAAAAGAAAAAUUUAAAUAUCUGAGUGAUGCUAAGUUGAAAGAGGGCAUUUUUGUUGGUCCAGAAAUUCGCCAAGUGUUAAAAGAUGAAGAAUUUCAAAAAAAGCUCACUGCUAAGGAAAAAGCUGCCUGGAUAUCAUUCAAGGAAGUAUGCGCGAAUUUUCUGGGUAGCAGACGAUCUGACAAGUACAAAACGUUAGUUACAAAUAUGCUGAAAAACUAUGAACGCUUGGGCUGCAACAUGUCCUUGAAGAUACAUUUUCUUGACUCGCAUUUGGAUUUUUUCCCACAAAAUUGUGGAGACGUUAGCGAUGAGCAUGGUGAGAGAUUUCAUCAAGAUAUAAAAACUAUGGAGAAAAGAUAUCAAGGAAAAUGGAAUCCUAGCAUGCUUGCUGAUUACUGCUGGGGCUUAUUAAAAGAUGAUGAUUGCAAUUACUCUAGAAAGUCACAAUAUAAAAAUAAAAAUAAAUUUUAAUUUAAAUAAAAAUCAAAUUUUAGAAAAUGAAAUUACUCAAAACUAAAUUCUUUAUCCUUUGUGUGUUUCUUCUUAUUCCUUAAAACCUUGAGAAAACUUACAAAGAUUAGAAGCAUCCGUGAAACUUGUAUUUGAAGAACAAAUUGUGGAUUCAAAAAAUUCAAACAAAGAAGGAAGAAAUUCCUUUCUAAGGAAUAACAAAAAAUUACCACAAAUGCGAGAAUAUUAAUAAACAAAAAAAAAAACAAAAAGGAAAAAAAAA
Anastrepha ludens (Mexican fruit fly) is the source of this 1227-nucleotide messenger RNA. RefSeq lists its product as uncharacterized. The coding region runs from base 6 to 965 and encodes 319 amino acids. Lineage: Eukaryota; Metazoa; Arthropoda; Insecta; Diptera; Tephritidae. The record is from RefSeq and is a predicted model, not a curated record. The transcript has a single exon.